AUGGCAUUUGCUGGUCGCGGUGGUCGUGGUGGAAUGCCUGGUCGUGGCCGUGGUGGCCCUCCUGGUCGUGGCGGCCCUCCUGGUCGUGGUGGUAUGCGUGGUGGUGCACGUGGCGGCGGCCGCGGCGGUGGCCGCGGUGGCCGUGGUGGUCGUGGUGGCGCUCGUGGUGGCCGUGGUGGUGCCAAAGGUGGCCGCGGUGGUGCCAAGGGUGGUUCCAACGUUGUCGUCAAGCCGCACCGUCACGAGGGUGUUUUCGUUGCUGAGGGUAAGGAGCAUCUGCUAGUCACCAAGAACCUGGUGCCUGGCGAAUCUGUUUACGGGGAGAAGCGUAUUUCCGUCGAGACACCUGGUCUUUCCACGGACGAGGAGGGUGCUAGCACGGUGAAGACCGAAUACCGUGUGUGGAACCCCUUCCGCUCGAAGCUGGCUGCCGGUAUCCUCGGUGGUCUGGACAACAUUCACAUUAAGCCGGGUGCGAAGGUGCUCUAUCUCGGUGCAGCCAGUGGCACAAGUGUAAGCCAUGUGGCAGAUGUUGUUGGUCCCGAGGGUAUUGUAUAUGCUGUUGAGUUCUCGCACCGGUCAGGUCGUGACUUAAUCAACAUGGCAAAGAAGCGGACGAACGUGAUCCCCAUCAUCGAAGAUGCGCGCCACCCCGCUAAGUACCGUAUGCUUGUUGGUUCCGUUGAUGUCAUCUUUGCCGAUGUGGCCCAGCCUGACCAGGCACGUAUUGUGGCAUACAACGCGGAGUAUUUCUUGAAGAAUGGUGGUCAUGCCGUUAUCUCAAUCAAGGCUAGCUGCAUUGAUUCUACAGCCCAGCCUGAGGCUGUGUUUGCUGAGGAAGUGAACAAGCUGAAAAAGAGCUCAUUCCGCCCUCGAGAGCAACUCACUCUAGAACCGUAUGAGCGUGACCAUGCCAUGCUUGUCGCUCAAUACCAGCGGGUAUGUAAUGAGGGCAACUAA
Molecule: messenger RNA, 960 nt
Organism: Malassezia sympodialis ATCC 42132
Lineage: Eukaryota; Fungi; Basidiomycota; Malasseziomycetes; Malasseziales; Malasseziaceae
Product: rRNA 2'-O-methyltransferase fibrillarin family protein
Biological process (GO): rRNA methylation; box C/D sno(s)RNA 3'-end processing
Cellular component (GO): nucleolus; small-subunit processome; box C/D methylation guide snoRNP complex
Molecular function (GO): histone H2AQ104 methyltransferase activity; RNA binding; rRNA methyltransferase activity
Source: RefSeq, a predicted model, not a curated record